This is a messenger RNA of Guillardia theta CCMP2712, 1305 nucleotides long. RefSeq lists its product as hypothetical. Gene Ontology annotation, cellular component: cytoplasm; nucleus; CCR4-NOT complex. NCBI's taxonomy places the organism in Eukaryota, Cryptophyceae, Pyrenomonadales, Geminigeraceae. Gene Ontology annotation, molecular function: poly(A)-specific ribonuclease activity. The transcript has 3 exons. The record is from RefSeq and is a predicted model, not a curated record. Gene Ontology annotation, biological process: nuclear-transcribed mRNA poly(A) tail shortening. The coding region runs from base 1 to 1305 and encodes 434 amino acids.
AUGUUCCUUGCGUCCAUUCUUUCAUCCUCUAGGCGCGAAGGAGUGGAUGCACCGAAGCCGCGUCGACAGGAUCCAUCCAGAGAUUUUGUGAAUGUUUGGCAGGAAAUUGGACAAAGUCGCAUUUAUGUUCCACAAAAACAAGAUGUGGGGCGAAUCCUCAAGCUAGAAUGUAUUCCCAUCAGUCAAAAUGGCUUGUACACAGGAAAGUCGGUCAGUGUGGAGUCUGCAGAAGUGAUGCAAGCAACCCCUGUAGCGCCCUCGAGGAGCAUGAUUGAGAUCCCCCAGCCCCCCAACAGCUUUGAUCCUCGCUCACCGAAAGCCACUUUCAAAGUUCUCACGUACAACUGUUUAGCGGACAUCUACGCGUCUCCUCAGGUCUAUCCUUACACGCCUUCCUGGGCUCUCGCUUGGAACUACAGGAAGCGAAAUUUGCUUCGAGAGAUUCUGAGCUACAAGGCAGACAUCUUAGCCCUUCAAGAAGUGCAAGCGGAUCAUUGGAAAGAGUUCUUGGAACCAGAGUUUGACAAUGCGGGGUAUCAGGGAGUGUACAAACAGAAGACGAGAGAAAGCAUGGGUCAGGAUGGCAAGAUGGACGGCUGUGCCAUCUUGUUCCGCAAGUCUCGGUUCGCACUGAUCGAGAAGCAUGCGCUUGAGUUCAACCACGUCGCCAUUUCCAGAGCCAGGGGAGUCGGAGGACAGAAGAGUGGGCUCAGCGAGAAAGCGCUGCAGUGCUUGCUGAAGGGAAAUGUUGCGCUCGUGCUCGUGCUAGAGAUUCUCGUUAACGGACAACCGGCAGGGCACAUGGGACGAAUCUGUGUCGCAACGACGCACAUCUUUCAGAACCAAGGCUUUCCCAACGUGAAGAUGUGGCAGGUCAUGACGCUCGUGCAGGAGCUGCAGAAAUUUACAGUACCUCGGCAACUUCCUCUAGUCCUCACCGGAGACCUCAACUCCCAGCAGGAUAGUGCAGUGUACGAGUUCCUUCAACGAGGGAUCAUCUCCGGCAACAACGCGGAGCUCAAAGAGGAUCCGCAGGGGAUCCUUGAGAACGCAGACUUGCGUCACAACCUGCAGCUGCGGGACAGCUACGUUGUGUUCGGGAAAGACUUCUACUCAAACUUCACUGCUGCUUUUGUCGGGAUCCUCGACUACAUCUGGCACACGGCUGACCGGCUGCGUGUCACGCGGGUGCUAGAGCAGAUCGAUCAUGAGACGCUGACGGCAUACACUGCGCUUCCGAGCCCUCAGUACUCGUCUGACCACAUCGCGCUGAUGUCUGAGUUCGAACUUUCUCUGGCUCGAUGA